Leguminivora glycinivorella is the source of this 2228-nucleotide messenger RNA. RefSeq lists its product as uncharacterized. The coding region runs from base 270 to 1331 and encodes 353 amino acids. Gene Ontology annotation, molecular function: protein binding. The record is from RefSeq and is a predicted model, not a curated record. NCBI's taxonomy places the organism in Eukaryota, Metazoa, Arthropoda, Insecta, Lepidoptera, Tortricidae. The transcript has 5 exons.
GUGUUUAUUGUCUCACGAGUUUCGUCGCGCGUUAGCGCUUGAUAAAAGAUACGGCAGCAGUAUCAGUCGCUCUGCCGAGUAUAGUACACCUCCGCGCCUUGGCAACUCCAAGAGCAUGAACUAAUUGAAUCAAUUGAGUGAGUCCCUCCGCCUGUGCUGAUUGCGCUCGGGUCCGCGAGCGUGCUUCCAGUGUUGUGCUCAAUGUGAUAUUUGUGUGCCGUUAAAGUGCUUUGGAAUCAGUGAAAUCUCUAAAGAGUGAGGAGUUCAUAAUGUACAGAACCACCUGCACUUUUCUGACGUUGGCGGCCCUGUUGCAUUUCGAAGCGAUAGCAACAGACACCAGCGUAGAGAUACAAGAGCUGAACGGGCUGACACAGCCGAAGAGAUGUUCCUACGAAUACGCACACGGCUACUAUGGAGCCUCCUGCGCUAACUUGGAACUGGACGAUGUACCCAGCCUAAAAACGAGCAUUGAGGUCAUUGACUUCAGAGGAAACAGGAUAGGGCUACUAAAAAAGCAGUCAUUCGCCGAGUACACAGGACUAAUACUGCUCUACCUCCCCGAUAACUAUAUGUUCGGCAUCGAAGAAAACGCUCUCUCCACAUUAACCUCCUUAGUGAGCCUGGAUUUAUCAGGCAAUAGAAUCCAGACACUUCCAAACUCCAUUUUCCAGCUGCCCUCGUUAAAAAAACUACAGCUGAACGGUAAUCCGUUGAUGCAAAUGGAUGGGCAGUUCAAUGCUCUCUCUAGGCCUAUAAAAGCUCCAUUACAAUAUCUAGACAUGUCUGGUUGCUCUCUCUCAAAUAUAUGGAACUGGGGUAUCGUACCACAACUGACCUUUUACAAUAUUUCACACAACCCUUUGGCAGACUUGGACAGGACCCACUUCAUUGAUAUGUGUAAAUUGAUGAAGGUAGAUUUGACGAAGUCGGUUGACAGAGUGAGACUGUGUGACUUGAAGCCGACGAUUGCGUGGCUGAAACGGAAACGUGUGGACUACUUGCUUUUGGAUGACUCGCAUGUGAGGCUGGCGUCUUUAGAGUUCGCGUCGUGUCCAGAGAGCCCCAUCUCAGUUGAACUCAACCAGACACACAACUUGUGUCUGGCAGCUUACAGAGUGCCGGUCCCCGAGUCCCGACCCGCCCGUCGCACGUGGGCGAAGCUGUGCGGCGGCCUCGCGGGCUUCCUCGUCGGCUUCAUGCUGCUCCUCUACGUGUUCCACCGCUACAACGUGGCCAAGACCAAGCGGGCCAGUGAGAAGAAACCGCUGCCUAAGCAGGGCGAUAAGCGCGCUUCGGAGCUGCUUUUGAAUGAUGCGUCGUCCGCUUAGUUUGCCGUUCAGUCUUGUCAGGCUAUCGUGGCUAUAGUAGCAGUGACAGUAAGGUCGAUUCAAAAAAGCUGGUGCAAAUGAAAUGAAUGAGUUUUUUUAUGAGAUAGUAUGCAAACGAGCAAGGGCGGAUCCAGCUUAGGUCACGUGGUAAAUGUGUGUGCCCAGUUCAGGGGGUCACGUAGUCAAUUUGUAUGGCCAACCUAGGCUCCCGGGGGGGUUAUGACACCCCUCCCCCCCCUGGAUCCGCGCAUGCAAACGAGCAGAUGUAUCGCCAGAUGGUAAGCGAUCAACGCCGCCCAUAGACACCCGACAGUCCCGAUAUAUAUGUGGUGCCUUGCUGGCCUUUAAGAUGGCAAUAUGCUCUUUUCAUUUUUGAAGGUUUGAAUGAUGUAUUAGAUAUUUUGAUUUUGCACAAAAAGUUAAUCAUUCGAAUUGUUUUAGUACAUAAAGAUAUUGUAUGUAAUUAACUAAUUAUAUAUUGUUUCGACUAAUUUGUUAAAAUUUGUUUCUAAGCAAGAUAAUUAAUAUUAAGCACACCAUUUUCUUUACUAAAACAAAAUAUAAAAUGUCAACGUGCAAUACAAAACUAAGAACAUGUUGUAGUUUUAGGUAAGUGCCAUUACCAUUUAUUAUCAUACCGUUAUCACUAAUAAUUUAUAAGUAAUUUAAAUCUAAGGGCCUAAAGUAGAAGGCUUUCAAAGUCUGACUAGAGUAACAAGCAUUUAAUAGACGGAAAACAUUCAAAGUCUAAAUAAUUACUGCUUAUUUAACAUAUUUUCACCACACCAACUGUUAAAGAUCAAUUUUGCUAUUCGAAAACGGAUAGCAAAAUUGCAUUUUAUCCACAAGAGUGCAAAGUAAUUUCAUACAAAUUUUAACCUGAUGCCUUGAGCUGGC